This is a messenger RNA of Didymodactylos carnosus, 1047 nucleotides long. NCBI's taxonomy places the organism in Eukaryota, Metazoa, Rotifera, Eurotatoria, Philodinida, Philodinidae. The record is from the annotation of a GenBank genome assembly.
AUGUUGUACAACACUCAAAUUUCAAACGUUCAAAAUCUUUAUGUUCUAACUGAACAACCAGAAGUUUAUUCAAUUGUUACAAUACCCUCGAUACCGCAAAAUACAAUUGUAUCUCAGUUAUUGUACGAACCUGUUCAGACAUUUCUUAAUUUACCUCAACAAAACUUGAAUAUAUUAGGUGUAAGAAAUCAAUAUCCUUUUCAACCAAGAAUUAUUAGACAAACAAACGAACGACCUCUUUUCGCUUCUCGACAUUUUUCUACAUUACCAACAGCAACACAAAACUCAAAUGGUUCUUAUAUAAGUACAUUUACUCCCCAAUGUUCAGCCCCACCUGAGGAUGAUGAUAGUAAUAAAACAGAAAAACCCCAUGAAACAUUAAUUUCAACUUAUAAGGGUACGCCAACACCUCUGUCAACUGUUCUUCGUCCUGUUGUACAAACUCGACAACAAAAAAGUCGACAGCAAACAAAACCACACUCACAAAAAACUGAAGAAGAAAAUCAUGAUGAUUUAUUGGAUAAAAAUCUAGCAAAAACGGGUUAUAAACGGGUAGUUGUCGAUGCGGAUGGAAAUUGUUUUUUCUCGGCUAUUGCCAUUGAAUUAAUUGAUUUUUUUACAAAAGACAGAGAAUUUCGUUCAAUUAUUAAACGUCGUACAUUACUAGAUGAUAAUUCAUUAGAAAAUUCUAUUAUAUUAGCGAGAAUGUUAAGAAAAUUAUGUUAUAAUGAAUGGAAAACAAACACAGAGAAAUAUAAAGCGUUCAUUCAAAAUGAUUCGAAUAAAAUUACCAAUAUUUUAGAUGAAGCAAAAAAGUUCAGAAAUGAUAAAUAUCAUAGUUCUGAACUUGGUGAUGCGUUGCCAUUGACUUUAGCCAAUAUUCUUGGUGUUCGCGUUAAAAUCAUUACAUCAAUUGAAAAUUGUCCGAUUAUUGAUGUCUCACCAGAUGAUCAUCAAACAAACUGUAAAAACUUGCCGUUUAUUUCUCUGGCGUAUAAUCAGUCUGGCGAGGGACAUUACGAUAUUGCUGUCAAAAACACAACAUAA